AUUCAUCAAUAAAACCUCCAUGCAAAGCAAAACACAAGUACACAACAAUUCUCCAAAUCGCAUCAAAAUCUUCUACACCCACCGGGAACAACCGUUUCCCGGCAUCCGCCAUGGAUGAUUUUUUCAACACCAUUAACGUACGGGACCUUCUCUCAACUCCCGACAUUGAUGAUCCGUCAUCCCAACUUUCAGCUCCAGAUCUUCGUCUUCUCAUCGAUCGUUUAGAUUCUCAUUCUCACCAUAUCAAGUCGAAAGUUCAAUCUUACAUCCUAUCUAAUCGUGCCAAUUUCUCCGACCUUCUUUCUCUAUCUUCCUCUUCGUUCUCUCAAUCCCUUUCUCUUUCCUCUAAUCUUCAAUCUCUUAUCUCAAUUUUAUCUCCGGAUGAUGAUUGUUUUUCUCAAAUUGAGUCUGUAUUGAAGGAGAUUCGAAUUGGGGUUUCUGAUUUGGAGGUGACAAAGAAUGAGUUGUCGAUUUUGAAGGUGAUUGUUAGGUUAAGUGAGAGAUUGAGGGAAUUGAAGGAGUUGAUUAGGGUUGGGGAUUUUGUUGUAGCGGCGAAAGGAAUUAGGGCUUUGAAAGGGGAGUUGAGAAUUGGGAGUGUUGAUGAGGAGAGAGAAAAUGAGAAAAUUUUUGUUUAUGGAUUGCUUAGGAAAGAAUUGAUGAAUUCUUUUGAAGAGAUUCAAGAUUUGCUUGUCAAGUUUAUGGAUAAUGCUGUGAGGUUUGACCCUCAAAUUGGUCGAAUUCGGGUCGUUUAUUGUCCUGAUGUUGGUGAGGCGCAUCGAGUCCAGCUACCUGCUAUUUUUGAAGCCAUGGAUGUGUUAGGAAUACUUGAUUAUGGACUUGCAAGAACUGCUGACUUGUUUAUAAAGCACGCUAUUGCUCCUGCUGUGAAUGUAAAGGCCCCUGUCUCAUUUCUUGAAGAGUCUACUGGGAGUUUGGAAGAGAGUGGGGAUGCAAUUUUGAAGAUAGUUCCAAAUUCCGAGACAAAGAUAGAAGGCUUGGAUUGCAAUGCUCUGUUCUCAAGGAUGACGGAAGUUGUUAAAUUUAUCUACCAGCACGUAUGCCUUGAAAAUGGUCAUUGGACGCGUUGUUUUGGAAGAUUGACGUGGCCAAGGAUGUCUGAGCUUAUUAUUUCUAACUUCUUCUCCAAGGUGGUUCCUGAUGACGCUUCUAAGUUGGCUGAUUUUCAGAAGAUCAUGAACUCUUCUGCUGAGUUUGAGACAGCUUUAAAGGAGUUCAUGUUUAUUUCAGAGUCUGACAAGAAUGAUGAAAGACUAAGCAACUUUGCUGAUAAUGUGGAGCUGCACUUUGCUGUGAGGAAAAAGACUGAAUUGCUGGCAAACGUUAGGCAGUUGAUUAUACGAUGUGACUUUACUAUUCCUGAAGAGCUCGGCUACAAAGGACCUAAUGCCGAAAAUACCAGAAACAGUGAUUGUGUUAUCAGUCUGCUUUUUUCAUCAGAGAGGUGUAUAGUCUCUAAUGCUGCUUGUCAAUUAAUGAAGUUAGUGAAUCAAACACUUCAAGAUGUUUGCUUGUCAUCUCCACGAGUGGCUUUAGAAUUUUAUCAUGCUGCAAGGGAUGUUCUUUUGUUGUACGAAGCUAUCAUUCCAAUUAAGUUAGAGAGACAGCGUGACAGCAUCAACCAGGCUGCUGUUCUUAUGCACAAUGACUGUCUGUUUCUUUCCCAGGAAAUUCUGGGCCUGGCAUUUGAGUACCGGCCAGACUUUCCUAGCUUGUUGAAAGAGCAUGCCAUAUUUGUUGAUAUUGCUCCCAGAUUGCAGCUGUUGGCAGAAAACAUACUUCAUCAGCACAUUCAAAUUACUAUUUCUAACUUGAGAGAGGCAAUAGAUGGUGCUGACGGAUUUCAGAAUACCCAUCAAAUGCCACAAUACGAGUCUACAAAGUUUAGUUUAGAACGGGUCAUUUUCAUCCUUGAAAAAAUUCGCAUUCUGUGGGAGCCUGUGUUACUGCCUUCCACUUACAAAAAGUCUAUGUGUAUGGUUCUGGAAUCUGUUUUUUCACGGAUUACACAAGACAUACUCCUCCUAGAUGAUAUAGAUGCAGAAGAAACUCUUCAACUUCAAAGACUAAUUCAGUUAUUGCUGGGGAGUUUGUCACCAUUGCUAGAGGCCCUGAGCACCGUCAGUUUUGACAAGAAAUCUGACAACAGCUUUUCACGCCCACUCGAAGCAGAUAUACCAUCUUUGGGAAAAAUUAGAAAAUUGUCCGAACUUCUGGAUAUGUCGUUGAAGUCCAUUACUGAAGCUUGGGAAUGUGGAGACUUGUAUGGUUGUGGAUUCGUUUUAACAGAAGUUGUCGAUUUUAUUAAAGCCAUUUUUACGGACUCGUCCUUGCGGAGAGAUUGCUUGGCCAGAAUAUACAGAAUCAACUUCUAAAACAAUGUCAAUUGUAUCAAGUAACAUAAAUUCACUUCAUGUAGUUCGAACUAGCAAGUUUUCAUCAUAUACAGUCUUCUCAUUUUCGGACCUAUGAAGGAAAUCAUCGUCGUUUUCUAUUUUUCCCCAUUUCGUUUACUUGGUUCGGUUUUUUUGGGAGGAUAGACAUCCUCCCACACAAGAAGGAUUUGUAGCAUUGUUAUUAUGAUCGGGAAGAUGUCUUUGACUUUGUAUAUUUUGCUUUUUGAACAUUUAGGAUUAUAGAUUGUUGCUACUUUCUUCUUCCUAAAGUAUUUGUAGCUUGUAAAUACAUUUUCCUGUAUAGUGUGCAUUUUACAUCGUUCUCAA
Messenger RNA from Amaranthus tricolor (Joseph's coat), 2741 nucleotides. RefSeq names its product centromere/kinetochore protein zw10 homolog. Lineage: Eukaryota; Viridiplantae; Streptophyta; Magnoliopsida; Caryophyllales; Amaranthaceae. The record is from RefSeq and is a predicted model, not a curated record. Gene Ontology annotation, biological process: endoplasmic reticulum to Golgi vesicle-mediated transport; mitotic spindle assembly checkpoint signaling. Gene Ontology annotation, cellular component: RZZ complex. The transcript has 14 exons. Bases 111 to 2393 code for a protein of 760 amino acids.